AAAACAACAAUGAUACAUUUCUAUUGGCUGGUUGGAAAGUGACGAGCGGUCUGCUCUAAAGGACCAAUGAACCGCAGGAGAGCGCCUCGGCGCAUCUCUCACUCUCAGAGGAGGGAUGCAACAUCAGGAGGAGAAUGGAGAAAGAGGAAUGAUGAGCAGUGGCGAGGCCAAGGCAAAGCACAGGUGAGAGAGGUGGAGGAGGAUGAAAGACGUGACCAGGAUGGGAAAGAAAGCGUGCCCAGGGGGACCUGCCAGACCAUGUGUCCCGCCCGUGAGCUGCGGGAUCGUGAGGUGCAGAACUGCCUUCACCGUUUUGAGAUGUUGUCAGGAACUGAAAGGGAUAGACGGCCCAGAGGAGACCCUUUGCGUGCUGUCAAAGAGUAUUCCAGACCAGCAGCUGGGAAAGACUCAACAAAAUCCACUGACCUCCGUCCACCUGCUGUGCUGCUGAAAACUGUGUGUUUCCUUAUUGAUGACAUCGCUGCCUCUCCUCGCCUGCAUCCUUGGACUGAGGUGUACAGCUUUGUCUUUGAUCGGCUGCGUGGCGUGAAGCAGGACAUGAUCAUCCAGAGGGUGUCAGGGUUGGACUGUGUGGCCAUUUUAGAGCGGACAGUGCGUUUCCUCAUCUAUGCCUCUUAUCGGCUUUGUGGUGAGCCCUUGCGGCUCUACGACCCACGCAUCAACGACACACACCUACAGGAGAAUUUGAGCUGGCUUUUGGAUUGCUAUGCAGUGGGAGAAGGACCGCAUCCGAACCAGGAAGAGUUCCAGGCUCUUGGUCUGCUGUACAACUUGGGUUCAGCUCGUGCCACGCAGCACAUCAUGGAGCUUCCUGAGCGGCUCCGCAGCUCCCCUGCUGUCACACUGGCUCUUUCCAUCAACAGAGCUUUCCUGGAGCGAAACCCCGUACGUUUGCUCAGACUAGCUCGGAGGUUGAACUUCCUACAAAGCUGUGCGCUGCACCGUCACCUGACAGCAUGUCGCAGAGAUCUGCUACUAAUAUACAGCCACGGAUACAGCAGCCGCAACUGUCGCUUUCCUCUUGACGGACUCGCUCGGCUCUUGUCCCUGGACACAUCACUCACAGCUCGAUUCUGUCAGGUGUAUGGAGUGGAGGUCAACCAGGACAACCAAUUGGUCUUCUCAAAGGCUGCUUUCACUGAGCCUGAACAAGGGAAACUGCACUGCAACCUGUAUCACAGCAUAGUGGCAGAGAAACAGAGAGACCUCAGUAUUGGAAACAUCAUUCACGGUUGCACUUAGAACAUAUAAAGGGAGGAAAUCCGGAAUAAAAAAUAAUGUGAUGCAUUACUGGUAUUCUUAGGAAAAUUGACUGAUUGACUUGAUUGUCUGUUUCCCUGUGAAGGGAAUGACUCCUGUCCCUCCACUGGGAGACAUAUUCCUAGGAAUACCAGUGCCACUGGUGGGGUUUUAAUGUCUAUUUUAAGGACAUCUCAGCAGUGGUCUUUCUUUGCUUGCUUUCCUUUUAUUGGAUUUGAGCCUUGGUGUUCAACAUAAGGGUCAGGACUUUUGUUGAGCUAAUGAUGUGCCAUAUUCCACUUCAGAGGCCGAACUCAGAGAAAGGUUCCCUCUUUGUUCUAGAGGUGCUUUUACUUCCUGUUCAUGCACUGUUUAGUUCAAAGAUGUGAAUUGCUGGUAUAUUGUUACUUUUUACUGAUUAUGUUGUUGCUGUUCACAGCUGGGGCAGGCAGCUCUCUGGAAAAAGGCAAAAAAUAAAUAAAAUAUCUGCCAGAAUUUUAAUAUACAGCCCUCCUACUGCAGCUCUAGCCCCUCCCAAGACAAGCAUGGGCAUAUGCACAUGUUUCAUACAGUCACCUGUUUGAGUGUAAGUCAUUAAUUUCAGUCACCUGGAUCAGGACUGGGAUCCUAAUGACAUAUCACCUGCUGUUGUUGGCCCGUAAAGCCCCUUGAGAUGACAGACUGUCAUAUGAGGCUCUAGCUAGCUACAUAAACAUGAAUUUUAACUGGCAGCAGCUGUGACUCUGACUUUAGUUAGCAGAAGGUUCAUCUUUUUUUUUAAACACUUGGCAGAUAUUGACAACUUGAAUUGCAAUAUGAAAGAUUGUCAUUUAGUUUUUAACCAAUGGUGUAAAAAAAAAAAAAGAAAAGAAAAGUCACUAUUUUUGUGAAGCACUUAAGAAAACCUCCUGAAAAAUCUACUGUGCACAGUAUUCAUUUAUUCUCAUCAAUGCAGUACCUCGGAAACAUUUCAAUAAAUUUUGUUACUUAAAAGAGAAA
Messenger RNA from Centropristis striata (black sea bass), 2259 nucleotides. It is a transcript of the gene sac3d1, whose product is annotated as SAC3 domain containing 1. Gene Ontology annotation, cellular component: centrosome; nucleus; spindle. The coding region runs from base 67 to 1263 and encodes 398 amino acids. The transcript has 4 exons. Gene Ontology annotation, biological process: centrosome duplication; spindle assembly. Lineage: Eukaryota; Metazoa; Chordata; Actinopteri; Perciformes; Serranidae. The record is from RefSeq and is a predicted model, not a curated record.